Messenger RNA from Schistocerca piceifrons (Central American locust), 7784 nucleotides. It is a transcript of the gene bel, whose product is annotated as ATP-dependent RNA helicase DDX3X. NCBI's taxonomy places the organism in Eukaryota, Metazoa, Arthropoda, Insecta, Orthoptera, Acrididae. The transcript has 14 exons. Gene Ontology annotation, biological process: gamete generation; cell differentiation. Gene Ontology annotation, cellular component: nucleus; P granule. The coding region runs from base 126 to 2192 and encodes 688 amino acids. The record is from RefSeq and is a predicted model, not a curated record. Gene Ontology annotation, molecular function: ATP binding; RNA binding; RNA helicase activity.
AGCUUUAGAUCGAUUAGAAGUUCUAAAAUUUCGAACAUCAACGUCAAUAUCCUUUGUGUGAAAACUACGUGAAAAGACAACGCUUGCAAGGGGUGUUUUAAACAAAAGUCUUGCUUUGAAGUAAUAUGAGUAAUGUACCCAAUCAAAAUGGAUCAGGUCUAGAGCAGCAGUUUGCUGGUCUGGACUUGGAGAGCGGUCACCAGCCUUCCGGUGGUCGCUACGUGCCUCCACAUCUGCGAAACAAGGCUUUAGCAGCCAGCAAACAGAGCACAGAAUACAGCGGCAGCAGUAGUAGCAGUGGAGGUGGUGGCAGCUCAAGUUACCGGGGGCGCCGAAACGAUGGUUAUUCGAGUACCAGUAACCAAUGUGCCAAUGGUGAUGGCUGGGGAGAUAGUAGAGACUACAGGAGCUCCAGAGACGAUUGGGGACGCAGUGGUGGAAGAAGUUGGAAUGAUCGUGGUGUUGAACCACCUCUGGCCCGAAAUAAUCGCUGGCAAGAACCACCACCAUCACAGAGAACUUACAGAGAAAGUAGAGAUGGAGAUGGACGUGGAAGUGGAGGAGGGGGAGGUAGGUGGAAGGAUAGCCAUGGUUCCAGCACGGAUUGGACCAUCCCAACUUCCCGUGAUGAAAGGCUUGAACGUGAACUGUUCGGCACGGGAAACACAGGCAUUAAUUUCAACAAGUACGAAGACAUUCCCGUGGAGGCGACGGGUGAAGAUGUCCCACCUCACAUCAGCAGUUUUGAAGAGGUGCAGAUGACUGAAAUUAUCCAAAACAACAUUGCCCUUGCACGGUACGACAAGCCAACACCGGUGCAGAAAUAUGCUAUACCUAUAAUUAUGGCGGGAAGAGACCUGAUGGCAUGUGCACAGACAGGUUCUGGGAAGACAGCUGCUUUUAUGGUUCCCAUCCUAAAUCGCAUGUAUGAAUGUGGUCCACAGCAGAUGACUAUGAAUAACAGGUCAAUGUAUCGGCGCAAACAGUACCCAUUGGGACUUGUUUUGGCACCUACACGAGAACUGGCAACUCAGAUAUAUGAUGAAGCUCGAAAGUUUGCAUAUCGUUCAAGGCUUCGCCCAUGUGUAGUGUAUGGAGGUGCAAACGUUAGUGAGCAAGUUAGAGACCUGGAGAAAGAAUGUCAUUUAUUGGUUGCUACGCCUGGGCGCCUUGUAGAUAUGCUCGAAAGAGGAAAAAUAGGACUUGAUAACUGCAGGUUCUUAGUCCUUGAUGAAGCAGAUAGGAUGUUAGAUAUGGGAUUUGAACCGCAGAUACGCCGUAUUGUUGUUGAUAACCAGAUGCCUAAAACUGGAGAUAGGCAGACGCUCAUGUUUUCUGCCACAUUUCCUAAAGAAAUACAGAUGCUUGCCCGGGAUUUUCUGGACAAUUACAUUUUCCUAGCAGUUGGUCGCGUUGGUUCUACAUCUGAAAACAUUACCCAAAAAAUUUAUUGGGUUGCGGAAAAUGACAAGCGCUCAUUCUUGCUAGAUUUACUGAGUGUACCAUCAGCCACAGAUGCUUUAACACUUGUUUUCGUGGAGACUAAAAAAGGUGCAGAUGCUCUGGAGGAAUUCCUAUAUCGUCAGGGUUAUCCUGUAACCUCAAUACAUGGAGAUCGCACACAGCAUGAACGAGAAGAUGCUUUGAGAAGAUUUCGGUCUGGUCAAGCGCCAAUCCUUGUUGCAACUGCAGUUGCUGGAAGAGGUUUGGAUAUUCCUAACGUAAAACAUGUUAUCAACUUUGAUCUUCCAUCUGAUGUAGAAGAGUAUGUCCAUCGCAUUGGUCGCACGGGCCGAAUGGGAAACCUUGGUUUGGCAACAUCCUUCUUUAAUGAAAAGAACAAGAACCUGGUAAGAGAUUUGGUGGAAUUGAUACAGGAGACAAAACAAGAGUUACCAUCUUGGUUACAAUCCUUGGCUAGUGACUCAAGGAUGCCAUCGAGUGGAAGACGUGGUGGUAGUAAUAAACGGUUUGGUAGUGGAGGAUUUGGUGCUCGUGAUUAUCGUCAAACAAGUGGUGGCAAUCGUUCAGGUUCUUCAGGUGGUCGUUCUGGAGGCUACGGCUAUGGAGGAGACAGCCAUUCUGGAGGCUACUACAGCAGUGGCGGUGGUGGUUAUGGAAACACUUACUCAAACAGCAGCAGCAAUGGAGGUGGGGGAGGAGGUAGCAACAACCCAGACUGGUGGAAUUAACGUGAUGCACAGUGUCCCAUCUGCAUUGUCGGUAUUCAAUGUAUUAAGGGUCGGGUUCUCUUUAAGCUUGUCUGGAACCAUGAAGACAUUACAAUAAAAUCCUUUUUAUAAUAUUUCUUUGGCUCUUGUCCUGUUCAGAGAAGAAAAUUCAUAUACAUGUAUCUUUAAAAAAGUAUGAUGUUUGAAAAAUCUAGUUCUGCCCUGUCUGUUUCGUUAUUUUUGAUGUUUUGAUCUUGCUCUUAACUUAACAUCAGAAUAUUUAGUGUCUUUUUUUCCUGCAUUAUCAGUGGAUAGAACUUGUUUUAUAUGUUCCACUGGGACAUAAUAACAAAAAGAAAAAAAUUCAGAAUAGCACAGUUAAAUAGUUUUAUUUCGAUAAUAGUGUCUUUAUUGCUUCAAUGAAAACAAAGAUAGUGGUGUGUUUUAACAGCAGCAGCCCCUACCUGCCAGAAUUCUAUGAGGGUAUGUCAGUAUGGCGAAAUUGAUAAAAUGAGGGAGAAUGUUUUAAUUCCAUCGUGGGUCAUUCUAUUUGAUAUUUCUUUUUAUCAGCAAGAAACAAAUUAAUUUUAAAAAGUAGCAUUUGUCUCGCAUAAGAAGACUCACUAAGAUGAACUGUUGGAAUUCGUGGUGUACUCGUGUACUUCUAAAAGUUUCCAUGGGAACCCAUGAAAUUUUAUUUUUCAUAAGUGAGACCACCUAUAAUAUGAGCUUUAAUAUAUAAAUAUUCCUAAUUAACUACAUAUUUACUUGUGUUAUUUGUGCAAUAUGUGUAGAGUUCGCAGAAGUGACUGAAGUGUGUCUGUUAUAAGGCCAUAGUGAAUCUCUGUGGUAAAGUUCUUGGUUAUUGUACUGUAGUCAGUGGAAUAGAUUUCCAUUACAAGUUUUUGCAAAUCACAACUCAUUUUAAAAAAAAAUUCAACCUUAUUCUUGAUAGAGCUCUCCGCUUGAUGUUCAAUUGUUGUUAGUUCCCAUUGCCUGAAAUCCUGCAGUUUGAUAUCUGUGUCAUAUGUACGUUCACUUGCACAUAAUAACCAAAUGUGGAUUGUUCAAACAAUGUUGUAUGUAGCCUAUAGUAGGCAUCUCAGUUUCCCCCCUGAAUGUGUGGAGUUAAACAUGCUUCUGUGAAAUAAGCGACUUGUAUUGUAGAGCAUGAAUUACACGUGAAUGCAAAUUAUAAUAAAUACUUCUGAUAUUAUCAGAAUUCUGGUAUAGUUAAAUACUUGGAUUUUCACUUUAAACUUCAUUUCAUACGUUUAAGGUUGGUGGCAUGUGAGGACUGGACCGUACUUUCCAGUACUGGGUGCUGUGACUAUUGCAACUUAUUAAAGUUUUGUAAAUGUAGUGGGGGAAAUGCAAACUUGGUUGCAAUGAUGCUUUUGUUGUGUACCACUAAUGAUUGUAACCCAGGAACAUGUUGGUAAAGAGAUUUUUAAAAAAAGAGCUGAACACUUCGGAAAUAUUAUGUGAAACUGUAAAGGCAAAAAGGGGGCUGUUGCACUUCAAUUAAUCUAUAUUAAACUGUGAGCAUUGGUGUUACUCAUUUGUUGCUCAGUGUCAAUGGAAAAAACCUUAAUUCAUUAAUUAGUUGAUGUUAAAAACUUCAGUGUAAAUUGUAAUUUAGUGGAGUGUAUGCAACUUGUCAGGCAUAGUGUUUAGAAAAUUACUAUAGAUAUCUGGCUUAAGAUACUCUUGAUAAUAGCACAAUAUUUUUUUAAAAACUCCUUUGACGAGUAAAAACAUGAAAGUGGACAUAAAAAAUUGCUUUGGGGACAAGUUAGGCAUAUUAAAGGUGGUUUACUUGCUACAGUGUUAAAUUGCCUGUUGAGAAAAUAUUGUUGCCUAUAAUCCAAUUGUGUGUGCGUGUAUAUAUAUCAGCAUGAAUUGUAGUUUCACCGGAAGACAGACUUUAAAUAUGAUUUUGCUGUUGUGCAAACGGAAUUUUGAUCAAACUGUUAAAUGUAAUGUCUGCUCACUUCAGCAGUACAUAUAAAUUUCAAAAUAAUGAAAACAAAUGAAGUACCAUGUGACAAUUUUUAGUUUCCCUGCGAAUGAAUUGCCCUGUUGUGAAACUUUAAAUUUGUCUGAAGGAGUAGUGUUAUCAUUUACAACUUGAUAUGAAUGAUACUUCUCAGAGCUGAAUUUCAAAUAGUGAAAGGUAUCUGUUCUUGAAGUGGUGUGUUUGACCAGGGUGUUCAAUGUACUAAUUAUAUUGAAAUUAAUUAUACAAUUAUUUGAGCAAUUUACUUUUCUGAUAAAGUGUUCUUCACUGAUUGAGCAUGUAAGUAGAUUAUUGAUUGUGUUAGUACCUCUAUUUUAAAACUAUCAUCAGUAAUUCAAUUGAUUGUUCAGAACAGAUAUUGGAGAUUAAUUAAAUGCAUUGUUCUACAAAUAACAUUUGUAAAGGAGCUUCUCGCACUUGCAGUAUUAAUUUUUAACACUGCAUUAUGAGACUUGCUUAGUUUUAGAUACAGUAUUUUUUUAAAGGUAAUAUUUUAUUAGUCUUUUUGUUGACUAGCGACUGUAACAUUUUUAAGCUGGAAGCGUGGUAAAGAGGUUUUAAUUUGUCGCCAUUUUAUCUUGUUUUUAAAGUUCUAACAGUGACUUUUUUCGUUUUCUGUCUCUGUAUAUGUCAUUACUGCUAAAUAAUAAUCAAAAUUUAUGUACUGUAUUUUCUUGUUAAGUUAAUUCAAAAUUCUCAACAUGGGCUAUAGCAGUACCAUAUUGUUACUCUAUAUUUGUAAUGUUUUGCAAAUAAUCUGGUUUCUUAUAACUUUUGUAAAAACAUUCCACGGGCUGUAUUUUAAAUAUGAUUCAGUUGUGAAUGUCUUCAUUAAAUUAAGUUCUGAGCUGUUGGAAAUGUUCUCAGGGCUAUUAAAUUCUGAAUAGUGUUAAAAUAAGUUUUAUUCUGAUAGUGGUGAGCUCCCACAUAGCGUAAAGUCAUUAAGAGGGAUCCUUUUGAUGUAGUAAUACUGUGGUAACAGGCUAAUUCUGGAGAUACUUAUAAGAAGUAUUUUGAAAGGCUCAGUCCUGCUGUCUUGUGAGUUGAUCAUAAAAUGAGAUACAUAGUUCAUGAUGCUUGUUCUUGUUUAUGUCACUACCUGUAGAACAGAUACCUCUCGCAGGAUUAAGUGGUUAUUUUAAUUGGAGUGAUUUUCUGCUAAACUUGUUCCCAAUAUUAGACAUUGCAGACAUCAUUAAAUGUGUAAUGCUGUAUUGUCAACAAUUUGCUGUGUUGCAGUUACAGAGAUAAAUUUAUAAAUAAGUUAUUGUUACUAAGUGACUGUGUCCCAUUUAUUGCUUAGAAACAUUUCUUGGAAACUUAAUAAAAAUUAGAUGCAUACUCCCAUAUUUAUUACUAUUUUCCGAAUGCAUAAUCCCAUCAGAACCAAGAUUUCUCGUUCUUAACAAACACUUGCAGCUUAACUCUUCCAGUACUUUCCUGUAGCACCGUUCGCAUUACUCUUUUGCAAUUAUCACAUGUGUUAUUUAGUUUCCAUACGUUCAGUUGUCCAUUACAUAAAAAUAUUGUAAAUUAUACAAACUGGCAUUGUAAAAUUUCUGAUUGCAUUGAAGUAGGGUUUUUCAUUUCAAAAUUCAUGCACAGUAAAACUAAUUCUUCUUGCGACUUUCUGCUCUUUGCUCCGCGACUUUCUGCUCUUUGCUCCGCGACUUUCUGCUCUUUGCUCCGCGACUUUCUGCUCUUUGCUCCGCGACUUUCUGCUCUUUGCUCCGCGACUUUCUGCUCUUUGCUCCGCGACUUUCUGCUCUUUGCUCCGCGACUUUCUGCUCUUUGCUCCGCGACUUUCUGCUCUUUGCUCCGCGACUUUCUGCUCUUUGCUCCGCGACUUUCUGCUCUUUGCUCCGCGACUUUCUGCUCUUUGCUCCGCGACUUUCUGCUCUUUGCUCCGCGACUUUCUGCUCUUUGCUCCGCGACUUUCUGCUCUUUGCUCCGCGACUUUCUGCUCUUUGCUCCGCGACUUUCUGCUCUUUGCUCCGCGACUUUCUGCUCUUUGCUCCGCGACUUUCUGCUCUUUGCUCCGCGACUUUCUGCUCUUUGCUCCGCGACUUUCUGCUCUUUGCUCCGCGACUUUCUGCUCUUUGCUCCGCGACUUUCUGCUCUUUGCUCCGCGACUUUCUGCUCUUUGCUCCGCGACUUUCUGCUCUUUGCUCCGCGACUUUCUGCUCUUUGCUCCGCGACUUUCUGCUCUUUGCUCCGCGACUUUCUGCUCUUUGCUCCGCGACUUUCUGCUCUUUGCUCCGCGACUUUCUGCUCUUUGCUCCGCGACUUUCUGCUCUUUGCUCCGCGACUUUCUGCUCUUUGCUCCGCGACUUUCUGCUCUUUGCUCCGCGACUUUCUGCUCUUUGCUCCGCGACUUUCUGCUCUUUGCUCCGCGACUUUCUGCUCUUUGCUCCGCGACUUUCUGCUCUUUGCUCCGCGACUUUCUGCUCUUUGCUCCGCGACUUUCUGCUCUUUGCUCCGCGACUUUCUGCUCUUUGCUCCGCGACUUUCUGCUCUUUGCUCCGCGACUUUCUGCUCUUUGCUCCGCGACUUUCUGCUCUUCUUCGAUGAUGAUGAUGAUGCUGUUUCUUCUCUCCCCCUCUCCCCAAUUCUCAGUAUUAACACCACCAUUUUCUCCUCUUAACCUUCCUGUUGUAUUAUGCGUCUUAUUUAAUCAUUUUAAACAGCUUCUGAGAUUUACGUAUGUGUGUUGUUUUUUUUUUAUGGUGGAAAUUUGUGUACUUUAAGAAAUAUGUUAAUGUUGGAUAAAAUCUAAAUUUUCCUGUUUCUUGGUUCUGAUGGCUUCCAUCCCUGUUGCCAGAAUAGUGAUCUCAGUGUAAUUCUGAUUUUUCACUGCAGUUUCCUCAAAACUAAAAUAUCAAGUUGACAUUGCAUGAAUAAAUCGUGACGUCACAGGUACAUCUAAUUGUACGCUGUGGAAUUUCGUUUCCAGUUGACUACAUGACUUCAUGUUGUAAAAAAAAAUUUUUAGUUAUUAUCAGUUUUGUGGAGUAGCCGAAUUAUUUAAGUGUGAGUGCACGAGUGUGGUGUGAACAGAGAGCUUUAAUUGUGAGAAAACCUUCCAUGUAAUUUUCAUGAACAUGUUUAUGAGAAGUUAGUUGCUGUUGAGAGGUAACAAAGUGUGGAAGUUAGAACCGUAUGAGUACUUUGUACCUGUGAUAGUCGCAAUUGAGGUGUUAUGAUGCAUGUUUUGUCUGCAUUUUGUCUUACAAUGUAUUAAAUUGUUAUGUGUGUACAAGACACGGUUGAUUUGUGAUGUUAUAAUUUAGGGUUAUUUAUAUUUAUUCGUGUCACUGUUGUGUCUGCUUGUAUUUGAUUUACAAACGAAACAUCUUUCUAUGCUAAUGGUGGAAAAAAAAGCAGUGACCUGUGACUGCAAAUCAGCGUCAUGCGAUAAAAUAAAUUAGUCCACUGCAUAGAUAUUGUGCUGACAAGAGGGACAGAAAUUGGUUAAGCUCCUUUUCCUCUUUAUAUAUUGCAUUUAAAUCUGUCUCAUUAUUUUCUUUGUAGAAGUAUUAUUGUACUUUUUUCAGAAAGUGACAGGUAAAUAAAGAUUAUGAGGUGUGAACAUU